ACUACCCCUACCACCACCCCCACACACCCCACUGCCCCCUCUGCCUCCACAGACCCCUGUGCUCCCUCUGCCCCCACCAUCACCCCUGCAGCCCCCACCAGCUGCAAGAAGAGCCGGCAGAAGAAGAAGGCUGAGGCCAGGGCAGCUGCUCAGGAGGGAGGGGAUGAGGCGGCAGGGCGGGUGGGUGCCAUCGAGGGCCUCACACGAGCCGGACGCCGGGCGCUGGCCCUGGGCGCCGGGCGGGAGGCAGUGGGGUGCUUCAGGAAGGCCCUGCUCCUCUCCAGGGACACGGUGAGCCCCCAGCUCCACAGGGCUUGUGCCUUCAACCUGGGGGCUGCCUACGUGGAGACUGGGAAGCCCAAAAAGGCCUUUGAGUUCCUCCUCCAGUCCCAGCCCUCAGAGGCGGAGAGCGGGGAGCACUCGGGGAGCCUUUAUUUCAGCGUCGGGGCGGCUCACGAAGGGCUCCAGGAUUUUCCAAAGGCUCUGGAGUGUUUUGAGAAAGCCUCCAGCCACGGCAGCGCUGCUGAGGCUGGCAGCCGAGCGGGGACCUGCGUGCAGAUGGGCUGCUGCUACCUGGGCAUGCGGCAGCCGGCACGGGCCGCGCGGUGUUUCCUGGAGGCGGCACAGGCCUACAUGGCGGCCGAGAGCCCCGGGGCCGCGGCCGUGGCCCUGAGCAGGGCCAGCGGCUCCAUGCUGCAGAGCCGGCGGUUCCGGGCCGCAGAGAUCGCCGGGGUGCUCGCCCGGUGCCGCUCGCUCUGCGAGGCCAUCCCCGACCUGGCCCUGCGAGGGAAACUCUACAACGACAUCGGCCUCGGCUACUCGCAGCUCCGCAUCUUCUCCCUGGCUGCCGAGAGCUUCGAGCAGGCCCUGGGGCUGCGCGGCGGGGAGCUGGGCCGGCAGCAGGAGGCCGCGCUGCUGCAGAACCUGGGCGCUGCCCUCAACGCCCUGCGCAGCUUCGGCCCCGCGCUGGGCUGGCACCGGCGUGCGGCCGCGCUGCACGGCGCUCUGGGGAACCGCAGGGCUCAGGGGCAGAGCUUUGGGAACCUGGCGUACGCCUGCAGCCAGCUGGGGAAGCACGGGGCUGCCGCGGAGAGCUACCUGCACGCCCUGCAAGCCUUCAGGGACUCGGGGGACUUGCAGGGGCAGUGGCAAGCGUGCGAGGGGCUGGGUGCAGCGUGCUUCCACCUGGGAGACCCCCAGAAAGCCAUCGGGCACUAUCAGGAGGCCCUGAUUCUGCUUUCCCGCUGUCAGGACAGCCCCAGAGCUGCCCACAAACGGGUUGUGCACAAGCUCACAGAUGCCAUCCAGCACCGACUCCACCUCGGCCACCCGUUCUACCAGGGGGGCUGGGCACCCAGCCCAGCCCUGGAGCCCAGCCAGCUGCAGUUUUGCUCCACACUGCCCCGUGCCAGUGGGACACGGCUCUGGGGGAGCGAGGUGGGGAAAGCCCAGGCUGAGGACGAGCUGUACUGGCCUACACCAGGAGCACAUCCCAGGUAUUCAGGCACAAGAGUGGCCCUGACUGGUGGUCUCACGCGGGAGCCUUGCAACCCAAGUGGCCUCCUGGGCACCUCUGGGGAGGAUGACGAUGGUCCCAGCUCAGCUCCAGGGUACCACAGUGAGCCCCAGGCUAACAGCAUGAGGACCACCAGCCCCCUGCCCCCAGCCAAGCUGCCCCAUGCUGGCCUCCAGCUCCGUAAGUACCACAGACAACCAGAACAUCACUUCUCCAGUGAGCCCAGGCCUGAGGGUCUCACACUGCAUCCCACAGGGCACCAAAACCACCAAACCCUCCAUGUGAGGCCUCCAGAGAGCCCUGACGAUGACCCCACUGCCACUGCUGCGGGCUGCUGGUCCCGCCGGGGACCCCGAACGGCCACCAGGGCUCUGUCCCUCGUCUGCAGCCUCGUGUGACCAGGAGGGCACCGGGGAAACGCCGCUCCUGGGGGGAGGAAGGGGAGGGGGCAGGCCUUUGAGCCAACACGGUUUUGACCCUACUCCUUUUCCACCAUCCUUUGUAUGUCGGGGUCCUGGGGAGGAAUGAAGGGGCUGGCGGGACCUGCAGUGUUAUAGGCAACAACCAGAUAAGGCCAAAUGAAUAAUUUGAGAAAGCCAGAUUAAAAUUCAAAGAAGAUAGAUUUUAUUUCGCGAAUCCAAAUACAAUCUUUGCCAGCCACAAUCAAAGGGACAGCGCCGAGCCCAGGACUUGACACUGGGUGAACACAGAUCUGACCCCCUUUUGCAUCAGAUCUACUGAGUUCACAAAUUCUGCCUGGUAACCUGUGGUUAUAUACUGUUUUUCUUGCCUGGAGCGACGUUUCCUUUCUUUCUCUGUUCCCGAAUAUUCAUGCAGUCCUCAUCCCUUGUCCGGUGUUAGAUGAAUCUUACCCUCGAGUAGACUGAACCAUGUCCAGGGAAGGAUUUGAAUGUCCAGUGUUGGAGGAAUUCUGUCUCCUCCUCAGACAAAGCCACCUUGGGAAAAACAACACUGUUGUUACAAUGCAUGUAAAGAGUUACAGAACUGGGUAUUGACGUGCUAGUCCAAGGCUGUCCUGAUGGCUUGGGUGUCUUGGGUGUUCCGAAACUCACUCAGACUUUCUGCAGGAGCCAAUCCCUUCACUUGCCAAUUUGGACUUCUGUUCAGUGAACACCUCUGUGUGUUACAAUCUAGUGAGGUAAUCGAUUUCCCAACCCCUGUGUAAGACAUCUAAAACCUAGGUGCUUUCUGCAACAUACAUUCUAAAACCAUGAUUCUGUACCUAUUUCUAUAAUUACGAACAUACUUAUCAUAUUUACAUCAGCAUUUAAUUUAGUACAUUUAUCACAGCA
This is a messenger RNA of Passer domesticus (house sparrow), 2829 nucleotides long. It is a transcript of the gene TTC24, whose product is annotated as tetratricopeptide repeat domain 24. Gene Ontology annotation, molecular function: protein binding. The record is from RefSeq and is a predicted model, not a curated record. The transcript has 10 exons. The annotation marks the transcript as partial. Lineage: Eukaryota; Metazoa; Chordata; Aves; Passeriformes; Passeridae.